Molecule: messenger RNA, 1457 nt
Organism: Gadus chalcogrammus (walleye pollock)
Lineage: Eukaryota; Metazoa; Chordata; Actinopteri; Gadiformes; Gadidae
Gene: hoxa3a
Product: homeobox A3a
Exons: 2
Coding region: 1-1272 (423 amino acids)
Biological process (GO): regulation of transcription by RNA polymerase II
Cellular component (GO): nucleus
Molecular function (GO): RNA polymerase II cis-regulatory region sequence-specific DNA binding; DNA-binding transcription factor activity, RNA polymerase II-specific
Source: RefSeq, a predicted model, not a curated record
AUGCAAAAGGCAACCUACUACGACAGCUCCGCAAUUUACACUGGCUACCCGUAUCAAAGCGCAAAUGGCUUCAGUUAUGAUGCCAAUCAAGUCCAAUAUCCCCGGGCUUCUCAUGUGGAAAGUGAGUACCAUCGACCUGCAUGCUCCCUGCAGUCUCCCGACGGCUCCGUGGCCUUGCAGAAGCAGGGGGAGAUGGCAGAGAGCUGUGACAGAACCUCCGCCAUUCAGGCGGCACAGUCCACGGUACAUCCCGAAAGCAAUCAAGCACAGGUGUCGGUGUCAGGGCCCCCUCCUCCCCCUCCUCCUCCACAAUCUCCCGACGCUGUCGCCCAAAACACGAGCAACGGGUCCAACCAGCCGGCUUGUGUAAAGAAUGGUUCGCCGACGUCAUCGGCACGCAGCAAGCAAAUCUUUCCCUGGAUGAAGGAAUCCCGCCAGAACACCAAGCAGAAACCCACCAGUAGCACCAGUUCAGUAGAGAGUUGCCCCGGAGACAAGAGUCCACCGGGGUCCGCGGCUUCGAAGAGGGCGCGGACAGCUUACACGAGCGCCCAGCUGGUGGAGCUCGAGAAGGAGUUCCACUUCAACCGCUAUCUCUGCCGGCCGCGAAGGGUGGAGAUGGCCAACUUGCUGAGCCUCACCGAGAGACAAAUUAAAAUUUGGUUCCAGAACCGUCGGAUGAAAUACAAGAAGGAUCAGAAGGGGGUUGGGAUGAUGCCCUCCCCUGGCGGCCAGUCCCCGCGCAGCCCCGGGGGGCCAGGUUCCGCGAAUGGCGGAGGAGGAGGAGGAUACCUCAACUCUAUGCAUUCUCUUGUCAACAGUGUUCCUUAUGAAUCCCAGUCGCCGACGUCGUACAACAAACCCCACCAAAAUGCGUACGGUAUUGCGACGUCAUAUCCCCCUCCGUUGAACAGCUCUCUGAACAACUGCCCGCCCUCCCAGAAGAGGUAUGCUGGGACGGACUCGGCCACGCCCGAGUAUGACGCGCACCCUCUCCAAGGCAAUGGCAACUACGGGACGCACAUGCAGAGCAGCCCUGUUUAUGUUGGCGGAGGCUACAUCGAUUCAAUAGCCAACUCUGGGCCCUCCGUGUUCGGUCUGACGCAUCUCUCGCACCCGCCGUCCGCAAACAUGGACUAUAACGGAGCAAUCACAAUGGGCACCAACAGUCACCACCACGGAGUGUGUGAUCCGAACCCGACGUACACAGACCUUACGCCGCACUAUUCUCAGGGAAGAAUUCAGGAAGCGCCCAAACUGACGCAUCUGUAGCGGUGUGGCGCAGCCCACCCCAUUGUCUUAUACUUCCAGACAAAUUAUGUAUUUCUUUCUCAACGACCUCCUUGUGGCUUCCUCUUUCUCUCUGCUUUUAGUUUUUUUUUGUGUGUGUGAAAUAGCUUAGGAAAAAUAAUCACGCUUGCUUGAAUUCGUCUCUAUUUACUUGUGUCAUUGUUCCA